This is a messenger RNA of Thecamonas trahens ATCC 50062, 568 nucleotides long. RefSeq names its product V-type and A-type ATPase superfamily H+-or Na+-translocating f-type. The transcript has 2 exons. Gene Ontology annotation, molecular function: proton-transporting ATPase activity, rotational mechanism. Bases 23 to 568 code for a protein of 181 amino acids. Gene Ontology annotation, cellular component: proton-transporting V-type ATPase, V0 domain. NCBI's taxonomy places the organism in Eukaryota, Apusomonadida, Apusomonadidae. Gene Ontology annotation, biological process: proton transmembrane transport. The record is from RefSeq and is a predicted model, not a curated record.
CUUGACUUGGCGUGCGACAACCAUGUCUCAGUCUCCGCUCAUUGAUGCGAACAUCUUUGAACAGGUCACACCGUAUGCUUGGGCCAACUUGGGCAUCGGUCUCACCAUUGGCCUGUCCACACUCGGCGCUGCUUGGGGUAUCUGGCUGACCGGGACCUCGCUGGUGGGUGCUGCUAUCAAGGUGCCGCGUGUGCGGUCGAAGAACUUGGUGUCGAUUGUCUUCUGUGAGGCUGUGGGCAUCUACGGAAUCAUCAUGGCCAUCAUCUUUGAACAGAAGCUUGGCCUCAUCACGGGUACCGCCCUACCCAACGGCGUCAUCUUGCCACACAUCAAGGACUACUUUUCGGGAUAUGCUCUGUUUGGCGGCGGUAUGUCGGUCGGCUUCUCCAACCUCUUCUGCGGCAUCUGUGUCGGCCUCGUAGGAUCUGGCUGCGCGCUCGCUGAUGCCGCCGAGCCUGCCCUCUUUGUCAAGGUCCUUGUCAUUUCUGUCUUUGCCUCGGCGCUGGGCCUCUUUGGCGUCAUUGUCGGCAUUGUCCAGACUUCAUCGGCCUCUCUUGGUGCCAAGUAA